Prunus armeniaca (apricot) is the source of this 900-nucleotide messenger RNA. NCBI's taxonomy places the organism in Eukaryota, Viridiplantae, Streptophyta, Magnoliopsida, Rosales, Rosaceae. The record is from the annotation of a GenBank genome assembly.
AUGGCCUACCGGUAUAAAGGUAGACAGGAAACAAGCACCCGGGGCAACCAGCCAAAUGAGAAAGAUCAGGAAUAUCAGGAUUCACUAGUUGAUGAUCUAGCUGAGGAAUUUCGACUGCCAAUUAAUCACAGGCCAACGGAAAAUGUCAAUCUGGAAAAUGUGGAACAAGCAUCAUUGGACACACACAUAGCAUCAUCUAACAUUGGUUUUAGGCUUCUCCAAAAGAUGGGGUGGAAAGGGAAGGGACUUGGGAAGGAUGAGCAAGGAAUCACUGAGCCAAUAAAAUCUGGGAUUAGAGAUCCAAAAUUAGGAGUUGGAAAACAAGAGGAAGAUGAUUAUUUUACAGCAGAAGAAAAUAUCCAGAGAAGAAAACUUGAUGUUGAAAUUGAAGAGACUGAGGAACAUGCAAAGAAGCGGGAGGUGUUAGCAGAACGUGAGCAGAAAAUUCAAACUGAGGUGAAAGAAAUACACAAGGUGUUCUACUGUGAUCUUUGCAACAAACAAUACAAGUUGGCUGUGGAAUUUGAAGCUCACUUGAGCUCAUAUGAUCACAAUCACAGAAAGCGUUUUAAAGAAAUGAAAGAAAUGCAUGGUUCCAGUAGUCGGGAUGAUCGCCAGAAACGAGAGCAGCAGCGUCAGGAAAAGGAAAUGGCAAAGUUUGUUCAGAUUGCGGACGCUAGGAAGCAGCAGCAGCAGCAGCAAGAAGAAGAAUCUGGGUCUGCCCCGGGUUCCACUGAACUGACAAGUGCUACUACACUUGCAGACCAGGAUCAACGGAAGGCUUUGAAAUUUGGGUUUUCUUCUAAAGGUGGCACGUCUAAGAGCUCGUUCAGUAGUGUUGCAAAGAAGCCAAAAGUUCCUGUGGCCUCAGUGUUUGGCAAUGAUAGCGAUGAAGAAUAA